AAUCGGGAAGUAAAGCCCCGUGGUCAGCAGAUUUAUGACACAUUUAAACUUGCGCAACACAGGUAAGUUCACGUUUUUAAUAUCAUAAAAUCUGUUUUAUGUCGUCGGUGAACGAAACAGUAAUGGCUUCUGUUUUAAUUAUAGACUGUUUUGUAUCAUGGCAUCCUAAUUAUCCAUACAGCAAGCUAAAGAGUAAUCUCAUCAUGAGUAGAGUCUACUACAUCUUCAGUGCUGCUCUUUUUGUGUUAGAAAUUCCAGAGACCAAGGCGCUGCUAGAAAGCUCCAAUGACUGUUGUGAAAGAAUAAAGAGAAUGAAUGAAACCUGUGUGAAUACUACACUCUGUGAUCCUGGGCUCCUUCAAAUUCAGGAGAACAGUACAACAUUUUGUGUGUCCUGUGACUCAACAGAGCAGGGCAAUUCAACUUUACUUAACAAUACAAGGACUAGUCACAUUCCAGUACCUUUAAACACAGUGAUUGGUGGUCCAGGUGUAGCAGCUUCUGUCCUUCUAGGAACUCUACUGAUCAGCCUGGGUCUCAUCCUCUCGGUUGCAUCUUUCUUUUACCUUAAGCGUUCCAACCGCCUCCCUGGUGUCUUCUACAGGCGCAAUAAGGCUUUUAUAUUCCAACCAAGUGAGACGGCUGUCAUGAUUCCUGAAGCUAUAUCUUCAGUUCGCAAACCAAGAUAUGUCAGGAGGGAGAGGCCGUCAGCAACAUCAGCAUCCAGCAGUGCUACUGUGGCAACCGGGGCAGUAACCAAGGUAUACAAUGUGUGACCAGCCUCCAAGGGCCAGCUAUGAGUCCCCAAUAAAACAUGAGCCUGUCCUAUUGCACGGUUUUCUUAUAGGAUUUACUUUUUUGGUAAAAUUUUCCUUUGUAGGCAGCAUGAAGAAGUGAUAUGUCUUGAUGUAGGCUUUAUCUUUAUCUACCUUUUCUCUUCACUGAAGCCAGUUAUUUAUUUCUAUUUAUAUAUUUUUCACAUAAUACGUUGUUCCUUUUUUUUUAAGAGAUCUGGUGUUGCACUACUAGAGUAUUUUUGAUUGUUAAGCUAUAAUUCAGUCUAUUAAGUUGUUUUUUCAAUGAAUUUUGUAAUGUUUAUAUUUAUUACCAGUAUUUUUGUGUAAUAUUGUACUUUUGAAUCUUGUGACAUUGAAACUAGGAUCCAAAAAAAAAAGACUUCCGCAGUUAGUCAUAUUUGCACACAACCUACUCCUCAAACCUUAUCAAAGUAAAAAAAUUAAAUAAAUAAAUACAUAAAUAAAUGAACAUAUUAACCAUUAAUUUAAAAUAAUUGCUUUGUACCUGUAUACACUAAUAAUAUAUAUUUUCUAUUAAUUCUGUACCGUUUCCACAAAUUCCAUUAGCACUUAUUAAUGCCAUAUACAUAUGCUGGAAAAUACCCUGUAUGAGCAUUGAAAAUACUCCUGGCUUGGGUUUCAAUGUUAACAGCAUAUUCAUGUUCUACUAACAAGUGUGCAUGAAAUAUCCACCUGUUAACAAUGCCACAUUCCUCACUAUAUUCAACAUAAAAGAUUCUGGCUUGCACCAAAGGUUUUCCCAGGUAAAUAAUGAUAAAUUCAAAUUUGCUAGGCCUUAAAUUUGCAAACUUGCUGUUAAUACACAGUAUAUAAGUAAAGUGGAAAAACUGUUGCCAAACACAGUUACCUACUGUAUUUAUCCCAUCUUUCCAUUGUGUAAGACAAAGUGCCAUUAAGUGAAUGUGAUAAUGAAUGAAGACCUAUAGUCACCAUUUUUGAUUUUGGACAUUUUAUACAAAAUUGGAAUGUAAAAUUAUGAAAGAAGUUUAGUAAAUGUAUCUUGUUUCUUGGUUGGAAAAACAAACAAAAAGCUUGAUAUCAUUGUAGUGUUAUAAAGAGAGUGAUACACUGGUAUUUCUAUAAAAGGAGUCAAAGUCAGUUACCUUUUUUUACUUUAUUUUGUAGUUGUUUAUUGCAAAUAGUGGCCUUUAAAAUGCCAUAUCAUCCCCUAUGCCUAUAUAUUUAUGAUUUUCUGUAUAAUUUUUAGGUUUUCUCAUUUGUAAUAAUGGUUCUGUUUAUGUAAAGGAUUAUGAUUUUUCUACACAUUUUCUACUUCAUUUUAGGAAGGGUAUUUGAACAUUGUUUUGUGAAGUUUCAAAUCCUUGGUAUGCUGGAUUAAGCAAAAGCUAGGAAUGUUUACUUAAGGUGAAGGUAAAUGAUGUGGUUUCGUGGAGAUACAUCAGUGAUACUGAUUCUAGAAUAUAACCACUUAAAUUCAACCUAUUUCUCUAUUUUAUUGGCUGUUGUGCAGCAACUGGAAAGCAUGUCAAUAUAUUUUGUAAACGAAUUAUGUUUAGAUGGAUGUUGAUGAUGAUGAACUUUUUUUGUAUGUUGAUGUCCUAACAGAGUGAGUAUUGAUCACAUAUUGAGUCAUAUUUGAUGAAGAUUUCAGUGUUUACAGAAAUAAAAGAUAUUUUGAUUUAU
This is a messenger RNA of Sinocyclocheilus grahami, 2462 nucleotides long. RefSeq names its product chromosome unknown C1orf159 homolog (gene cunh1orf159). Bases 99 to 776 code for a protein of 225 amino acids. The transcript has 9 exons. The record is from RefSeq and is a predicted model, not a curated record. NCBI's taxonomy places the organism in Eukaryota, Metazoa, Chordata, Actinopteri, Cypriniformes, Cyprinidae.